AUGUCUAUCCCUCAGCCACAGCUUUUCAAGCCCUACUAUGAGCGAUCUGUAAAUGAUCUCGACUCUUGUAUUCCGCGAUAUUUAUACAAGGGAUGCCAGCAGUUUCAAGAGAUCUGCCAUAAUGAGUAUCUUCGCUAUACCGAACUUAAUGACGCUCUGGUCCAACGAUAUAACGGCCAGUGGCAUAAGCUCAAGCACCUUGAUCAAACCAGCUAUCCCCGAUAUCAAAAGCGGCUUGAAGAACUUGAUCAACUUUAUGGUUUCAACAUGACUCGAGAUCUUUAUUGCGACUUGAACAAAAUCCACUGCGCCUCUGGACUAGAGAGUCAGUCCGUCAUGCGUAGCACUUCACACUCUACUGCUUCUAGUAAAACAUUCGAACUCAGGAGUGCAAAGUCUCCGAAAAGAGGAAAAUCAAAACAUCCAAUUUUGGAAGGAACCAUUGCUUCGACUCAACGAGACAUCCCAAGCCUCCAAGUCGAUGAAGAUUACUUCCCUUGUGACCGCAAACCCGAUUCAGGCCUAAAUCCACGGAAGCUCACAAGAUUUUUGUCAAAUCCGACUCCGAACGCCAUUUUCUAUAUUGACCAAGAUACUUUCCAGAAAGACUUCCUCGCUGAGGACAAUCGACUCAGAUUUUCCUUUUUCCGUCAAAACAUUCUAAUCACGAUGGCACCUCUAUCCGAACACGCGAAUGCUACGACUGAGCUAGAGAAGCCGGUUUGGCGAUGGCUCAUAACUAUGAACCUAGAAGACUCGAUUAGGGGAUUUGGCGGCUCUGGAGUGGCAGCUAAAAACGACUCGAAUGAAAUCAAAGUACCCGAUGCAUCAUAUGGGCCCAAAGAAGCCCCCUCUCAAUCCGAUCCAGGAAGACCUUCCCUCAUUCUGGAGAUUGGAAACACUCAAAGCCUUCCCAGUCUGGAAGAGAAUGCCCGCUGGUGGCUAGAUCGUCAAAAGGGUGAUGCGAAAGUUUGCAUCACAUGUAAGCUCGAUCGUAACCCAAGGCUUGUUCUCGAUCUCUGGGAGAGGCAGACUGUCAAUUCACGGGAAAUUACCAGUCACGCCCAACACAUUAUUAUAACUCGAUCCAAAAACGGCGAGGUCAACAUUCGUGGUUCCCCUCUUCACCUCAAAUUUUCUCUUGUAUUUCAGAGACCAUGCAAUGCCGAUUCCAAUGAGCAUGAUCUGACAAUUCAGAGCGAGAGACUGAUUCGAAUUGCCAAAGACAUUUGGACAUUCCAAGGUCUGAACUGA
Messenger RNA from Penicillium angulare, 1254 nucleotides. RefSeq lists its product as uncharacterized. NCBI's taxonomy places the organism in Eukaryota, Fungi, Ascomycota, Eurotiomycetes, Eurotiales, Aspergillaceae. The record is from RefSeq and is a predicted model, not a curated record. The coding region runs from base 1 to 1254 and encodes 417 amino acids. The transcript has a single exon.